GACAAUUGCUUGUAGGAUCUUUCGACAACGGAAGCAGACGAUCGAGGAGAAUGCGAGCGAACUCAGGAGAAGCAGCGUUUGCUAUAUUCUGACAUGUGCCGGGUAGUUCGGAGCACGGUGGGAUGCGUCGCAGUAAUCCUACUGCAAUUGCGCUUGUCAGCUGAGAAUCUCGUUCCCAACGGAUUAACCACCGAUGAUCGGAGGAUCCGGCGCAAUCGAGGAAGAUUUGGUCCUGCAAGGAGAUAUCUCAGACCUGGUGAUGGGAACGGCGCGAUGGUUGUCGCGGGUCCCUUUUCACCGGGAGGGGCUCUUCACCGCCUUGGGAUAUGACGCACUGCUCCGGUCCUCGGUUUUUCCUUUUUGGGUCUAAACUGGCUAUAGCGGCCAUCGGGUAUUUCUAUCAUGAGGA
Aspergillus ibericus CBS 121593 is the source of this 409-nucleotide messenger RNA. RefSeq lists its product as uncharacterized. The record is from RefSeq and is a predicted model, not a curated record. The coding region runs from base 94 to 330 and encodes 78 amino acids. Lineage: Eukaryota; Fungi; Ascomycota; Eurotiomycetes; Eurotiales; Aspergillaceae. The transcript has a single exon.